AUGUCCAACACCUGUCAGCUGACGCUGCUGCUGACGUCGCAGGUGGUAUUGGUGACAAGCGCACAUCAUGACUUAUGCAUGGACCUGCGAAGCCUCUCCCUUUCCUUCACAGGUCACGAGCCGGGGCUGGUGCAGCUGGUGAAUUACUACAGGGGGGCUGACAAACUGUGUCGCAAGGCUUCUUUGGUGAAGCUAAUCAAGACAAGCCCAGAACUGGCCGAGUCCUGCACGUGGUUCCCUGAGUCCUAUGUGAUUUACCCCACUAAUCUCAAGACCCCAGCUGCGCCCCCGCAGAAUGGAGUCCACCCACCUAUCCAAAACUCGAGGACGGACGAAAGGGAAUUCUUCCUGGCUUCUUAUAACAAAAAGAAGGAAGGUGGAGAAGGCAAUGUUUGGAUUGCAAAGUCAUCCGCCGGUGCCAAAGGCGAAGGCAUCCUGAUCUCCUCCGACGCCGCGGAGCUGCUGGAUUUCAUAGACAGCCAGGGCCAGGUGCAUGUCAUCCAGAAAUACCUCGAGCGCCCUCUGCUGCUGGAGCCGGGCCAUCGCAAGUUCGACAUUCGAAGCUGGGUCCUGGUGGAUCACCAGUACAAUAUCUACCUCUACCGAGAGGGCGUGCUGCGGACUGCCUCCGAGCCGUAUCAUGUUGAUAAUUUCCAAGACAAAACCUGCCAUCUGACCAAUCACUGCAUUCAAAAGGAAUAUUCGAAGAACUAUGGGAAGUAUGAAGAAGGGAAUGAGAUGUUCUUUGAGGAGUUCAACCAGUACCUGGCCAGCGCUUUGAACAUUACCCUGGAGAACAGCAUCUUGCUGCAGAUCAAACAUAUCAUAAGGAGCUGCCUCAUGAGCGUGGAGCCCGCCAUCAGCACCCGGCACCUCCCCUACCAGAGCUUCCAGCUGUUCGGCUUCGACUUCAUGGUGGACGAAGAGCUGAAGGUCUGGCUCAUCGAGGUCAACGGCGCCCCCGCCUGUGCUCAGAAGCUGUACGCAGAACUGUGCCAGGGCAUCGUGGACAUAGCCAUAUCCAGCGUCUUCCCGCCGCCUGACGCCGAGCAGCAGCCGAGCCAGCCAGCUGCGUUCAUCCGGCUGUGAUGAGCCACAAGCACGGGGUCCUGCUCCAGAGGCGACGUGCAUCCGAUUGCUCCACACGAAGCCAAAAUGAGGAGGAGGCGGCGCGCGGAGAUGCGAUGGAGGGGAGAGCGCCAGAGCCGAGGUGACCCCCAGGGGCUCCCAGGUGGAGCUCCCUGCACUGCUGUUGAGAUUUGAAAACUGCAGCAAAUUUCCCCGCAGGGCAGAGCAGAAUGUUCUUCUAAGGAGAAGACACGGGGAGUUGGUAGUUUUCUGUUCCCGUCCUUGAAAGAGUCGGAUUUCUAUCCUGAGGCAGUGUUGUAAGCAGCGCCUCUCCUCCGGGGACCACAGGGCCUUUGCUUGUGUCCCCAGCUGCUGCAGCCUUCGUGCCUUAGCUCUGUGCCCAGCUGCCACCUUCUGUCUGCGCGGGGAUUGAUGCAAGAGCAUUUGGGGGGUUGCUCCGUGUCCCUGCCCGCCCCCCGCCCCCCAGGACACUCUGCCUGUGAGAACCUGGGCAGGCGCUCACCUCGCUGGCUGGCAGUCCCGUUCCUGUGGCAGCCCCUGUUCCCUGCGUGCGCUGCCUCCGGGCGGGGCUUGUCACCUUCUCCCUGACCACCCAGCACCUGGUUCGUCGCCUGUCGGUGUGGGUGUGGGCUGGGCACCAAUAUAGCAAACGCCGCUCUCAGCCUGCUCUCUGCAUGUUUUAGAAACGGAGCAGCAAGUUGCCCACAAACCCGUAGGCAUCAAAUAAGCAUGGGAAAGAGAAAAGACGAUGUCUUGCUUUGCUUCAUAGCUGGUUGUCCUUGAAAUACGAGGAAUGUGUUGUCUUUGUUUUAACCAGAAUACUUCAUGCACUUUUGCAAAGUUCCUGGAGGUCAGGAGAAGGUAGGGUUCCCCUCCCCCCGGGCGGCAGUGCCCCUGACACAGGUUGCUCCUGCCGGCUCCGGCUCCUCUCCAGCGCCUUCCGUGGGAGCUGGAGGGGCGGUUUCAUUCUGGCGAGGAGUCUGUCUCGCGGAGAGGCUCUCAGUGAGCGUCUGUCUGCCUGGAUGGGAGAGUCUCCAAAAUGAGAAAGACGUAGUUUGAGAGCUUCACACAGCAUCUUGUGGGUCCACCGAGGUGGCCUGUCAGGUGCCAUGUGGCUUCACUUACUGGAUCGACAAGUCUGCAGACUUCCCGGGAGCCUGCGUCACUAGCAGUGGGAAGGUGCCAUUUGUGUUCGUCGAGCUGGGUGCCCGGCCCUUCUUAGGGUGCUGGGACCCCAGCGCACCCUGGACAGGGCACCUCCUCCUCGGGACGUGGUGCGUGCUCCUCCGUGAAUGUGCUCUCCCUCCACUCUGCUUGCACAGAAAAGCAGUUCUGCAGUCGGGGAGACGUUUUUAAAGAGAGAAGAAAAAGCACCAGUUCCUGAAACCUGACGAGAUGUGGGAGCUCAGGUGUGGGUGUAGGAUGUGAAGGAGUGAUGUCGGGAGGAGUGGGGAAAGGCCCGGCUGGGUUGACUUGCAUGGGGAUUUGAAUUACAAAAUAAAGCCCUGGUUGCCCAGAGGGCAGAUGGUGAAGUUUGCAUGCAGAGCACAGCGAAACUGUCAGCGGUUAAGGUCACUCCUGGAGGCCCGGCGUAGCUGCUGGGGUGGUGUUUGGGGACUUAGCGGAUCGUAGCCAGGUGUACCCCAGUGAGAAAGUGUAGGGUCCUGGAGAUGUCUGUGGAGGCCGGUAAUGGGGAAACCACGGAGGUUUUUGUAGGGCUGUCCCAGUGAACACAGAUGCGUAAUGAUCCUUUGGAACUAAGCUACAGGAUGUUUGAGAGUUUCCCAGCUGCUGCAGUGACAGCUAAGAAUUCAGGUGUUGGGAAGUCUGUAGAUCUUGAUGGAUUUUCUAAGAAACCUGAAUCAGUAGCAUACAUGUGAGGGAAGUAAGGCUCUAAAAAGAAAGUGAUACCUCAUUC
Molecule: messenger RNA, 3007 nt
Organism: Miniopterus natalensis
Lineage: Eukaryota; Metazoa; Chordata; Mammalia; Chiroptera; Miniopteridae
Source: RefSeq, a predicted model, not a curated record